CUAUUAAAAUUAUUUUUAAAAAGAUUUUGUCAAAUAAAAGAUUUUUCUAGAGUCAUCAAACAUUAAUUUGUGGCUUAAAAGUAUCGGUUCAGGCACCGUUUUGGCACGGUACCAUUUUAAAAGUAUUGAUUUAGCAACGGUAUCGAAAUAACCCCAAACGAUACCCUACCCUAAUUAUUAACAGGAUUUAUUAUCAAUUAAAUUCGAAACCGUUGUAAAUCACUCUACAAUUACCUGUAACUGUUGCUUGGCAACCGUUUUGCUGUCAUUACUGUGCCAAAGAAAUGUAUUUGCCUUGUCUGAUUUUGUGAAAUCUUGUUAUGUAUAUGGAAUAACUGUUUCAUAAAAUAACUCAGCAAUGUGAAGCUGUGGAUUACAGCUUUAACUUAUAACAGCCAAACGGGUUUCAGGCACUCCGCUCCACUCCACAUGAUGCUUAAUACUUUUAUUAAUAUUGCCACUGAACGAUAAAAAACUUCAUAAACUUCUUCACACGGGUUACCAAAACAGAGAAAUCCACAAUAAAAAAAAAAACACAAUGUUAAUUAACUAUAAAAGACAAGUUUCAUGCACAAAUAGCUUAAAACACAUAAAGCAUGAGUCAUGUACAAAUAGUUUAACCCAAAAGUUUAUCUUUUUCCCCUUUAUUUAUAACUUUCCUUUUACUAUGUCACCUGCAACGUAUUAAUUCUUAACCAUUGUUGUGUGUAUCUUUUUGCUUCAUGUUCAAGAAUAGCUUAAUAAUCGUCAUUCUCUCUUUAUUAAGCGGUUUAAUUUCAAUCCCAUAUCAGAAGGAAACAUUAAAUGGACUGAAAAACCCAAACCAUUUGGUAAGCUCAUAUUCUGCCUCAUAUCAAAACUCUACUUUGAUUCUUGAGUUCCUUGGUGAGAAAAAUGCUCAUCAUCAGUCUAAGAAGCACUUCAGAUUAUGAGAUCUCUAUAAUAGAUGUUAAACACUUAACUUUUGUUUUAUAAAUCAACAUCAAAUUGGAUUUCUGGUUUUAUUCAAACUGACAUGAGCUUAACCACGUCUUUUCAAACAGGGCUAGGCACACCAAUAAAACUUCAGUCAGCUGAUGAUUUGAGCAGUAUUUUGAAUCCUGAUUGGACUGAAAGGUUGACAGCAAGAGGCUAUAGAUCAGACACAUUGAUGAAACGCGAUUCAUCUCGUACUAGGUACAAUUUACAUGGAAGAAGAAACCAAAGACUAAAAACAAGAAGAGCCAGAGAUGCAGCUUUCAAACAUUUGAAGACAAGUAAGGCAGAGGCUUCUGCAGGAGGGCCAUCUCAAGCAUCUGAGGCAAGCAAGACACCUAAAGAUUCAGAUGAGGAGUUCAACUGGAAAUCAGAAUCAUCGGAUUCAGGAAGUUCAAGUGAGGAUCCCAGUUGGAUGCCAGGGUUAUCGGGUUUUAGACGUUCAAGCAUGGGUGAGGAUCCCAGUUGGAUGCCAGGGUUAUCGGGUUUUAGACGUUCAAGCAUGGGUGAGGAUCCCAGUUGGAUGCCAGGGUUAUCGGGUUUUAGACGUUCAAGCAUGGGUGAGGAUCCCAGAUGGAUGCCAGAGUUAUCAGGUUUAAGACGUUCAAGCAUGGUACUGGAGUAUAAGGAGUCGAUCAAACAGAAGUUCAAGAAGAGUUUCCUCUCUAGUGAACAAGUCUCACUGGCUGCUGUCUACACUGAACCUGUGAUCACUGAAGAAACUGAACAAGUCAGUUUUCAGAAUAUUAGUGUGGAAGAUCUGUUUAAACCAAUUAUGCAUUUGCAUGCAUUUGCAUACUUUCCAAAAACAGUCGUUCUCCAAGGAAGUUCUGGUUGUGGAAAAUCCUUCAUAUCUCAAAAGAUAAUGUUGGACUGGAUAUCUGGAAAACAUUACCUUCAACACUUUGAUGUAGUUUUCUAUUUGAGGUGUGAAGAGCUUAAGUGUGUUUCUGAGGAGAUGACCUUGAUUGAGCUCCUGAGCUUGAGCUCUAGUUUACCAUCAGAUCAAAUCUCAGAGAUAUUACUGAACUUACCAUGUAGAGUGCUCAUCAUCAUUGAUGGACUUGAUGAGCUUACAUUUGUACAUUCAGACUUUUGGAUACAGUCUCUAUCACACAAAGCAUCACCUGAGGUUAUUGUUUGUUCCCUGCUUAGUGAACAGUUCGUGUCCAGAUCAACUUUACUGAUCACAACUAGUACUGAAGUCCCACAGGGCAUGUUUUUUAUGAAAUCACGACGUCUCUCUAAGAUUAUGGGAUUCUCUGAGAAAGGGGUGGAGGAAUAUUUUCAGAGGUUUUUCCAGGAUGAGGAACUCUUCAGAAAAGCUUUUAGGUGUGUGAAUGCAAAUGAAACCCUGAUCACCGCCUGCUCUAUCCCUGUCGUCUGCUGGAUUCUCUGCACAGUCCUGCGAGAGCGCUUCAGUGAGGGUUCUGAUUUAACAAACAGUCUGGAAACCACCACCUUUAUCUAUGUUGACUUUUUGUCCACUUUACUGGAGCCUCACAGCCAGGGUUUGGGUCGGUCUGUGCCAACCCUGCUGAGUAGUCUGGGUCAGCUGGCAGAGAAAGGGAUGCUGGAAACACAUAUGCUGUUUGAAGAGAAAAGUGUGAAUGAAAUAAUUUCAGACCCUGAAAAAUUAUUUCUCAGAAGGAGAACAGUUCGCCAGGAGACGAUGUUCAGUUUUAUGCAUCGCAGCUUUCAGGAGUUCUUCGCAGCUCUUUAUUUUGUGCUUCUGAAUGAAAAAGAGCCUCAGAGGAAAGUAAAGGAGCUUCUUCACACUGUAGAGAGAGGAUGGGCUUUGUCUUGCUGCUCUGAUCUAGACUCUUUAAUGACAGAUGUAGAGGUAAGACAUUCAGAGUUUCUGCAGCCUGUGAUUCUGUUCCUCUGUGGUCUCUGUAGGCAAGACCCGAUCCCAUCAUUUUUUGAGAAGCACAACAUGGCCGUCUCUGUCAACAUAGAAGCCCAGCUUAAAGAGUGGAUCAAUAAGUGUUCACAGAGAUAUCAAAACAAGCACCUGCUGUUCAUUCUCCAUUGUCUCUAUGAACUCCAUCAGAAGAGCUUCUCUGCGAAUGUUCUGGAACAUUUGAAUUUAUUAGAUCUGUCAAAUACUCCACUGACUAAUAUAGAUUGCAGGAUGUUGCAGUUUUGUUUGGAGAGUGGUGUUAAAAUGAGGAAUCUGAGACUCAAUGUAACAUCUGACAAUCUGAAGAGUCUUCAUUCUGCGCUGUACUGUGACGAGUUAUGGUUGAAGGUGGAUCAUAUCACAGAUGAUGUUGGGGAUUUGAUCUCAGCUUUUGGUGAAGGGAAGAUUGUAAAAGAACUGAUUGUACAGAAUCAAAAAGGAUCAAAAGCUUCUCACCAAAAAGAGACCAAAAGCUUUUGUCAAAAGAUUUUGGCAUCAGUGAAAGAUCAAGAGUUCACACUUUCUGUUUCCUGCUCAAAAACGAGACCAUUGUCGUUAAUCUCAGGAUUAACUCUCACCUGCUCAUGCUCAGAGAUUUCCACUGUCAACUGGAGAAUCUUCAUACAGAAACUCAGUGAAACACCAAGCUUCUACAAUGAAGUUUCAUCAAUGAAUGAGUUUCUCCCUCUGGAUGCCCUGCAUUAUGUGACUGGUUUAAAGACAAUCCAUUUGCAGACAGAAAGAUGGACUGACAGGUGGAUUCCCAAAAUCCUCUCCAUUAUUCAGGCCUUUUCCAGUUUGAAUGAACUCAGGAUAAAUGCUGCUGUUUCAUUUAUUCCAUUUAACAUUACACGGUCACUGAGGGAAUCCCUGACCACUGGUUGGAAACUGACUGUCUGGAGAAAAUCAGUGUUGAUUGAACGAGACAGAACGUGUGUCACAGAAGAAGAGCUGAAGGCGAUACAGACAGAAAACACUGAGAGCAAAAGAGCAGAGUUGUCUUCAGGACAAACAUCCUCAGAUGAUGCAGAAAUAUUCACACCUGAACUUAUUCAAGAAGAUGACAAGUACAAGGAUAAAGGCAAGAAUACAUACAGGUUUGUGUGUCCUCGUGCUGGUCAGUUUCAGUGCAGUCUGACCAGUCUUGUGUUUGUGAUGGAGGGUAAAGGAGAGCUGCUGUAUAGAAUCGUCUCAUGGGAUCCUCGUCUGUUAGAUGGUUUGGGUCAAAUGCAGCCUGCAGGACCCUUAUAUGACAUUGAUUGUUCUGCAGGUUCAGUCUCACAACUAUGCUUUCCACACAGUGAAAUAUUUUCUGAGGGCGACAACAGGGACGGUUUGGCUGUAGCACAUUUCACUGGUGGGAAUAUGGAAAUAAUUCAGCCAAUUAAAGUGACAGAAACCCACGUGAUGAUUGACAUCAGAGAUCUCUCUCUAUUUGGACUCCUCUGGAUGAAGAUAUUUAGUCGCCUCAUUCGUGGACAAGUUUUGCUUUUCCUUCGUACACUACCAGUUGAAGAGGAAGAGAAAAUACUGUAUGUCCACUUACUUCCAGAGAAUGUUCCUGUGCCAAAGGUCCAACAGAAGCACCAGAAUAAAAAAUACAUUGAGACAACUCCAGAAUGUCAGUUGUUUACUGAGCGAGAAUACAGUCUGCGUUGCCAGCCAAAGAACGGUGUAGUGCAACCAAUGAGUCAGAUCUUUAAGCUUAAUUUUGGUCCAAACUAUCAUCCCACAUUCGAAGUGUUUCUGGAUGUUCACGUUAAAAAGGUUGGAUUGACUAUUUUAGACAAAGCUGAAGAUGGGAAAGAAGUGUGGAGCAGACCACAAAUAUUACUUACAGCACCAAGUCAAGGAGUAGAACAGAAUGAGAGUGACAGAAUGACCCCAGAAAGUGAAUUUGUGGAUGCCCUCAGAGAUAAACUUAUUCAGAGAGUUUUAUCUGUGAUGGCGAUUGCUGACAGCCUGAAGAGCAAACGCAUGAUAACAGAUGAACUAUACAAUGAGGUUUACGUUGCCGAUACAACACAGAAGAAAAUGAGAUGCCUGUUUAAAGCUCUGGACUCUGGAAGAGCUUCUGUUAAAGCAGAGUUUUACCGUCUGCUGAAGAAGAAUGAUUCUGAUCUGGUAGAUGAACUGGAGUCUGAACACAGCGGCUCCAGCAGACCCCAGUAAUGCUGAGAGUGAGUCAUAAACUACAGCUUCAGGGUAAAUAUACAGGACUGUGUCUAGCAAGAGAUCCAAAAGCCUUCACUUUAGUUAAUAAAGUAACUGAUAUCAACUCCGCAAGUAAGUGUAAAACUGUUCAUGUUCUCGUGCAUGAUUGAACCAAAUGAUCCAAAGAGCACCAAAGCCUCUGAACAAUCCCACAAGAUUGCUUCAAAUCUGAGAUGAGGCUUCACGUUUUUUAGCAUGUUGUCAUUUUAUUUUCAAAUCUUCAAAAUCCAUAAAAUAAUGUUUAAAUCAUUAUGCUUUUCAUUCACUCAUUUUCCUUCAACUUAGUCCCGUUAUUCAUCAGGGGUCGCCACCAGAAUAAACCGCCAACUUAUCCGGCAUAUGUUUUCACAGCUAAUGUCCUUCCAGCUGCAAUCCAAUACUAAGAAACGUCCAUACACUCUCAUUCACACACAUACACUACGGCCAAUUUAGCAUACCCAAUUCACCUACAGUGCAUGUCUUUGAACUGUGGGGAAAACCGGAGCACCCAGAGGAAACCCAGGCAAACAAGGGGGGAACAUGCAAACUCCACACAGAAAUGCCAACUGACCCAGCUGGGAUUUGAUCCAGUGACCUUCUUGCUGUGAGGCGACAGUGCUAACCACUGAGCCACCGUGUCACCCUCAUUAUGCUUUUCACUUUUUAUUUUUGAUCACCACUAUGCUGAUUGUGUCGAAGUAAUAUGCUUGUUUUACAUUUUUUGUAAGCCUAUAUUUUUUGAACGUGAGUAUUGUUUUACAGGAUACUUAAUCAGCUAUGUGAAGAUGUUUUUAUUUCAUAAUGUUAGGCUGGGGGGAACUAGUUCAUAUUUUUAUUUUGUAUUUGACAUUUUUAAUAUGAACACUGCACAUAUGCUCAAAAUAAAGUUCAGAAAUGCAAUACGAA
Danio aesculapii is the source of this 5977-nucleotide messenger RNA. RefSeq names its product NOD-like receptor family B, member 5 (gene nlrb5). The transcript has 25 exons. Lineage: Eukaryota; Metazoa; Chordata; Actinopteri; Cypriniformes; Danionidae. Gene Ontology annotation, cellular component: cytoplasm. The coding region runs from base 1016 to 5050 and encodes 1344 amino acids. The record is from RefSeq and is a predicted model, not a curated record. Gene Ontology annotation, biological process: inflammatory response; innate immune response; regulation of apoptotic process.